AUGACUAGAAUAUUGGACCACUCUUUUACAAGGCCUCAUAGCAGUUCUGCUGGUAACGGUGAUCCUUUUGCCAGUUUUGACGCAAAUACCAGACUAUACCAACAAAAUAUCUCCCCAAAUAAAAGACUCAUAUUUUCUAGCAAGUCUCCAAAUAUUGCAAGAAAAGAUAAUUAUUUGUCAAAGCCGCUUUUGUCAUCACCCACAAAAUUAAAUGUCGUGACGUCAGAUUGGAACGAUGAAAACUCAUUCAUUUCCAAAGGAAAUUUCCCAAUAUUGAGCCCACCAACUCAGCUUAAUGAUCUCAGUCAUAAUAAUAGCAGCAGAAAUCCUUGUCAGUCAUCUCCUAAUCGUAGAUCUUUGAAGAAAUCGGCUUCAACCACCACUACUGACAGAUUUAUUCCUUCAAGAUAUUCAUCAUCAGGGAAAUUAUUCAACGAAGGUGCUUUAGAACAACCAAAGCCAACAGACUCACCUUCAAAACACAUACAAUUCCAAUCAAAUAAAAUAUAUCAACACUCAGUGGCCCAGGUUUGUGGUGUCAAUAUUGAUCAAAAAAUCCUUCAGUUUCAGCCUGCUCCGCCAGAACGGAAAAAGAAAUAUACCUUCAGCUUAGGGCAAAAUACAUUAAAUGAUGGACUUAAUAAUGUCUUAGAAAUUUCCAGACUAAAGAAUUCUAAUGGGAUCACUCCUACUAAUGCUUUGGCAAGAGCAAGAAAGGUACCAACCAUCCCAGAAAGAAUUUUAGACGCCCCAGGAUUAGUAGAUGACUACUACUUGUCAUUAUUGGCAUGGUCUCUGGACAACUUAUUAGCAGUUGCAUUAGAAAACUCCGUCUAUAUUUGGCAGGCUUCUAUUGGUCUGGUAAACUUGCUCACCACCUGUGAUGUUCUUAUUACUUCUUUAUCAUGGAGCGACGAUGGCUCAUAUCUUUCUAUCGGAAAAGAUAAUGGAAUGAUUGAAGUUUGGGAUAUUGAAGACAAUACAAAGCUAAGAACUAUGCGAUCUUCUGACACAAGAAUUGUCAAUCAUGCAUGGUCAAAGCACUUAAUCACUUCGGGGUCAAGGUCUGGUGAAUUGUACCAUAGCGAUGUUAGAAUCGCAAAACACAUUGUUUCAGAAAUGCGUGGAUAUCAUAAUGCCGAGGUUUGUGGCAUAAAGUGGAGAGGUGACGGAAACCAAUUUUCCACUGGUGGUAAUGAUAAUAUUGUCAAUAUUUGGGAUGCUAGGUCUUCGAUUCCACAAUUUAGCAAAACAACUCACACUGCAGCAGUGAAGGCCCUAAGUUGGUGUGAUUACCAAUCUUCGUUAUUAGCCACAGGUGGUGGUACAAAUGAUAAAUAUAUUCAUUUUUGGAAUACAACAACAGGGGCCCGUGUCAACUCGAUCAACACUGGUUCUCAAAUCACUUCAUUGAAUUGGGGCCAGGCUAGAGGGACUGGGUUGGAAAUUGUGGCGACAAGUGGCUACCCCAACAAUAGCAUUUCCAUUUACCAUUAUCCAACAUUACAAAAGACGGGGGAAAUUAGUAAUAGCCAUGAUGGUCGUAUUUUGAGUAGCGCUCUUAGUCCUGAUGGUAUUACUUUGGCAACUGCAGCCGCUGACGAAAAUCUAAAAUUUUGGAAAAUAUUUGAUAGCCCAAAAAGCCUGGGAAGCUGGAUUGGAAGUGGAAAAUCGACAGAAGAUGGGAAAGAUAGUGCAUUGACUAAUGGAGGCAAACAAAUUAGAAGAGUUAUGACCAUCAGAUGA
Molecule: messenger RNA, 1746 nt
Organism: Saccharomycopsis crataegensis
Lineage: Eukaryota; Fungi; Ascomycota; Saccharomycetes; Ascoideales; Saccharomycopsidaceae
Product: WD40 repeat domain-containing protein
Exons: 1
Coding region: 1-1746 (581 amino acids)
Biological process (GO): positive regulation of anaphase-promoting complex-dependent catabolic process; positive regulation of ubiquitin protein ligase activity; anaphase-promoting complex-dependent catabolic process
Cellular component (GO): anaphase-promoting complex
Molecular function (GO): protein binding; ubiquitin ligase activator activity; anaphase-promoting complex binding
Source: RefSeq, a predicted model, not a curated record